AUGUCACCAUCGUACGAAUCGGAAUGUCACGACAAGCAGGUCGCCUUCACUGACGAAAGUGGCGACGAUGCCUCGUUGUCGGAAAUUACCGGCCCGGCUAUUCGCAUGUCAAGAUGGGAACGAUUGAAGAAUCUUCUACUGUACGCGAUCUACAGUGUCUUUCUGCUCUCAUAUAUGCUGCUUUUUCUUGCCUACACGAAGUCCGUAAACAGCAGAGUUGCCGUAGACCCGUCCCGAAUGGGCCUUGAAGGUAUACCUCACGUUACAGUCCCGCUCGGUGCGAGUGUCGCGGAGGCGCGGCUCGCCAGUCACAAAUCACUGACCGUCAUAGGGGUCUACGGCGAUGCGCCUUUGGGGUCUCACAGGCAGAUACUACAGAAGGCCGGUUUUCACGACGGCCCGCCGAAUGCCUAUGAAGGACGGCCGACAGCCGAGAAUGACGCUGCCUGGGCAGACCUUAUGAGCGUUGGCAUGAUAUCCAUCUCCGAGGCAGAAAAUGCGAGGCUCCCCAUGGGUGGCUCCGCUCAAGUACGCGAUGCGAACGGCUUGGUUCCCGACAAGUAUCUCGUUCAGACGUCUGUCUCUCAUCAGCUACACUGCCUGAAACGUCUUCGCGAGCUCAUAUGGGACAGCGGGAAGGGACUGGCGGAGCACUGGCAGUACGGACACGGGUCCCACUGCAUUGACUACCUGAGACAGUCCCUCAUGUGCCAUGGGGAUCUGACUCCCAUCUACAUGAUGUGGUCGGAGGAACACGGGUCCUUCAUGGGGGUCCAGGAGAACAUUAUGCAGUGUCGCUCGUGGGAAGCCAUCGUGGAGUGGUCGGCUGCGAGGAACGAUACAGGGAUGCGGGUCGACGGAAAUCAUGGCAAGAACACCAAGACUCAUGGUUUGGUUGAAGGAGAUUGA
Molecule: messenger RNA, 909 nt
Organism: Colletotrichum higginsianum IMI 349063
Lineage: Eukaryota; Fungi; Ascomycota; Sordariomycetes; Glomerellales; Glomerellaceae
Product: Tat pathway signal sequence
Exons: 3
Coding region: 1-909 (302 amino acids)
Biological process (GO): mycotoxin biosynthetic process
Source: RefSeq, a predicted model, not a curated record